AAAGAUAGUCAAAGAGACUGUCACGGUGCGGGAGGGAAGCUUCCCUGUAAUGGGUAGAAAGUUAGAGGAAAGAGGACUGGUCCAAUUGUUCCUCUCCCCAAGCGCGGAGAAUCUUUGACGAUUUCAAUUGUUCCUCACCAAGCGCGUAAAAUAAUUGGCCAUCCAAACACGAGAAUCGUUCAUAAAUAGAGAUCGAACUAAGUGAAUUAUGGGUCUACAAUGUUAUCCUGUAUCAUGGGUUUAGCAUGGUUCGCUGAAGGGUUUCUGAAAAGCUGUGGUGGAGAGAUUGCCUCAUUGUUUUCGCCCUGGAUUAGGCAAUUGUGGCAUUUGGUUUUCCCCUCAUCUUCAACAGAAAGCUCACGUCUUCCAGAUUUACCAGAAAAAAUAGUGGGUUUGGAUGUUCGAUUAGAGGAGUUGAAGACACGGUUAUUUGCAGAGAAUGUUAAGAAGCUGGGAGUGACAGCAAUGGGUGGCGGUGGCAAAACAACCUUAGCAGCUGCUCUCUGCAGAGAUCCUGACGUCAAAGAACGAUUUGGAGACAAGAUCAUCUAUCGCAAAGUUUCAGACUUUUCAGAACGCAAAGAUAUUCUUGAGAGCAUAUGGGUGGGGAUUACGAACUCUCGAUCAACACCUAAUUUUCAGAGCAUUCAAGUUGCUCGUAAACGGGUUGAGGAAUGGCUUAGUAGUAGGCCGACACAAAAUAUUCUAGUCGUGCUAGAUGAUGUGUGGCUUGAUGACUCUCAUCUUAAAGAUUUGAUUUUUGAGGCAGAUGGAUACAAGACUAUUGUUAUGUCUAGGCACAUUGUUGAAUGGCUUGAUGACAUUUAUGAAUUGCCUUUGCUUGAAGAGAGUGAUGCUCUAGCCCUCUUUUGCUAUUAUGCUUUUGAGCAAACAAGCAUUCCAGAGAGAGGAUAUGACAAGAUAUUAGUCCAACAGGUAGCAGAACAAUGUCAACAAUUACCGCUUGCAUUGGAGGUGAUUGGAAGUUCUUUAUAUGAAAAGAAAAACAGGGAUGAGUGGAUAUAUUACCAAAAAAAGCUUUCAGAAGGAGGACGUAUCAAUUCCAAUCACGAAGAAAAUCUUCUCAAGAUCCUGGCGUUAAGCAUAGAUAGGCUUCAUACGAUUGAUAACAAUAAUAUAAUAAAAGAAUGCUUUUUGGAUUUAAUAUUAUUUCCUGGAGUGAAAGAAAUCCAUGUUGAUACAUUGUUUGAUAUUUGGAUUUAUGCUCACAACUUAACCUUGUAUGAAGCUCGUCGGACUCUGAAUGUAUUGGAACGACGAAGGUUAUUGCGUCUGGUAAAUCAUGAUAUUGGAGGUCAUCGAGGGAUUAGUCAUGGCAUUGCUUGUGAGCUAUAUAUAGUUCAACAUGAUAUGUUGCGAAAGUUGGCUAUUUAUUUGGUGGAGAAUAACCAAUCUGAAGACAUAUGCAAGAGAUUGAUCUAAGAUCCACUUUGUAAUUGGGAAAGACGUAAGAAUAUUACAGCUGCUGAGAUUAUUGUCAUCCGCACAGAUUUAAAGAAUGAAAAUCAAUGGCCCAAGUUGGAGUUUCCAAAUGCCCUGGCUCUCAUAUUAAUAUUUACUGGAAAUGAAUGUCAACUUCCAACAUUUUUUAAGACAAUGUCUGAAUUGAAAGUUCUUAUCAUAAUC
Messenger RNA from Cryptomeria japonica (Japanese cedar), 1647 nucleotides. RefSeq names its product probable disease resistance protein At4g33300. The transcript has 5 exons. Gene Ontology annotation, molecular function: ADP binding. Bases 220 to 1443 code for a protein of 407 amino acids. The record is from RefSeq and is a predicted model, not a curated record. Gene Ontology annotation, biological process: defense response to fungus. Lineage: Eukaryota; Viridiplantae; Streptophyta; Pinopsida; Cupressales; Cupressaceae.